Molecule: messenger RNA, 1251 nt
Organism: Anoplophora glabripennis (Asian longhorned beetle)
Lineage: Eukaryota; Metazoa; Arthropoda; Insecta; Coleoptera; Cerambycidae
Exons: 1
Coding region: 1-1251 (416 amino acids)
Source: RefSeq, a predicted model, not a curated record
AUGAUUGACAAAAAUGUGAAGUAUAACAGGUCAGACAAGAAGGUAGUAUUAGCAACAACAACAGAACAGAACAAGACUCCACAAUGGACUUGUGCUUAUUGCAAAAAUGGUCACGCCAUAUAUGCCUGCAAGGAAUUUAUAAAUCUCUCAGUAAACAAUAGAACAGAAGAAGUAAAAAGGCUUAACUUGUGUCUCAAUUGUUUAAAGUUUGGUCAUAUGGCACAACACUGUAGGUCCAUAGCAUGCAAGAAAUGUAACCGAAAACAUCACUCGUUACUACACAGGGAUUACAAUACUACAACAGUCUCACAAGUAGACGAUCAACAAGCAAACACUUCAAGUACCUCAUCCACGGAAUCAAAAACUCAAACACAUCAAAACAACACAGUUUCAGCUCAUUGUGCACACAAGGAACCAGUCAACAUUUUAUUAUCUACAGCAGAAAUUCUGAUUUAUGACAAGGAUGGACAGUUACAUAUAUGCAGAGCCCUACUAGAUACGGGGUCCCAAUCUCAUUUCAUCACGCAAGAAUUACAUAAAAAAUUGAAACUAGGCACACAACAUAUUUCCUUACCCGUAACGGGAAUUAAUGAAACAUCCACAAACAUUACGAAAGGUACAAGUAUAAAAUUCAAAUCUUGUUAUAACAAUUCUUCAUUCAAAUUAAACUGUUUGAUAGUACCAAGGUUAACUAGUAAACUUCCUCAAUAUAAAAUUGAUAAGGUCAACCUAAAUUUACCUGUAAACAUACAACUUGCAGAUUCGAAAUUCAACAUUCCCGGCAGCAUAGAUGUCCUGAUUGGGGCAGAGUUAUUCUGGGAAUUGUUAUGUCCAAAUAAAAUAAAGUUGCAAAAAGGACAACCUAUUUUACAGGAAACGCAGCUAGGAUGGAUCAUAUCUGGCCCAGUUAACAAUCCAAAUUCAAAUCCAAGAUCAACUUGUCAUCUAUCAGUGAACGACAAUCUAGAAAUACAAAUCGAAAGGUUCUGGAAGACAGAAGAGUUAACAGAAAGGGAACGAUUUUCUCCAGAAGAAAGUCAGUGCGAGGAAUACUUCAAAACUACAACCAAAAGAGAUAACGAAGGUCGUUAUAUUGUCAGCCUGCCCAAGAAUGAUUCCGUACUACUAGGCGAUUCCUUACAAACAGCCAUACGAAGACUUCAAUUAUUAGAAAAGAGACUAGAAAAGAAUCAGGAAUUGAAAACUAAGUACCAUNAAUCCCUGACUCUUGUUGGAAUAGACCUGUUGUAA